AGAAUCACCCGCAAUGGAAUCCGUUACCAAGGUUGAAGAGACUGCAGCUGUCGACCUAGACGCUUUACUGGACGCUGGGGAGGGCCUCAUGGUGACUCUCGUGGCAGGAGAGACGCGGCUGAUGGCGCGCAGGGCCGUCCUGGCAGCGAGGAGCCCCGUCUUCAGCGCAAUGUUCAGCCACGACACGCUGGAGUCCAGCAGCAAUGAGGUCACCAUAACAGACGUGGAGGGUCCGGUGCUAAGAGAGCUACUGGCCUACUGCCACACACUGAGGACUCCACAUCCGUCCAGCAUGACUCCCCAAGUUCUGGCAGCAGCAGACAAAUACGAUUUGUCGGGAUUGAAGACAGUGUGUGAGCAGCAGCUGGUUUCUCUGCUGACUGUAGAGUCAGCGGCGGCCACAGCAGUGCUCGCUGUCAGGCACACAUGCCCCAGCCUCACGAAAACCGCCGUCGCCUUCAUAAAGGCCAACUUCCAGGUGCUGGCCACUCAGGGUUGGGCCAAUGCUGUGCACAACCAGCCCAAGGAUGUGGUCGAAGUGUGUUGGCUACUCGGGCAGCCACCGACAAAAAUCAGGAGCGGUUUUGGAGAGGAGGAAACCAGGAGACUGAUCGAGGCGUUUGAGGAGGGGGAUGUAGAGGAGCUGCUGGAACUCAUCGCGGCAGGGGCGGAUGUGAGGACGAGGGAUAGUGAUGGGAUGACCGCCCUGCACUUCUUUGCAGAGAUGGGAUACGUGGAGGUAGUGAGGAGUCUGGUGGAGAGAGGGGCAGAGGUUGACGCCAGAAACAGCAGUAACGAGACGCCCCUGCACUUCGCUGCAAUCGGUGGCCACUCACCUAUUGUGCGGCUGCUGGUAGCGUGUUCCGCUGACGUCAACGCAAGGAAUUGUUACGAGAGAACACCGCUGCAGUUUGCUGCGUGGCAUGGGUACGAAGAGACGGCAGCGUUUCUGGUGGAGGCGGGAGCCGACACGGAAGCUAGGGAUAAAGAUGGGAGAACCUACCUCAACUGACAACCAGGAGUAUGGAUGCCAUCAUAUAACUAACAGUUCAAUUGAAUAUCUAUGAUAUAAAACAAAUAAUGCUUCACUA
This is a messenger RNA of Schistocerca serialis cubense, 1091 nucleotides long. RefSeq lists its product as uncharacterized. The transcript has 2 exons. Gene Ontology annotation, molecular function: ubiquitin protein ligase binding. The coding region runs from base 14 to 1012 and encodes 332 amino acids. NCBI's taxonomy places the organism in Eukaryota, Metazoa, Arthropoda, Insecta, Orthoptera, Acrididae. Gene Ontology annotation, biological process: proteasome-mediated ubiquitin-dependent protein catabolic process; regulation of proteolysis. Gene Ontology annotation, cellular component: cytoplasm. The record is from RefSeq and is a predicted model, not a curated record.